This is a messenger RNA of Guyanagaster necrorhizus, 876 nucleotides long. RefSeq lists its product as uncharacterized. Gene Ontology annotation, molecular function: NADP binding. NCBI's taxonomy places the organism in Eukaryota, Fungi, Basidiomycota, Agaricomycetes, Agaricales, Physalacriaceae. The transcript has 4 exons. Bases 1 to 876 code for a protein of 291 amino acids. The record is from RefSeq and is a predicted model, not a curated record.
AUGUCUUCACACACUAUCGCCUUGCUAGGCCCCGGGGCCAUGGGAUCCGCAAUGGCCCUUCGGCUUUUCAGCUCUGGAGCGGGAUCUAUCAUGACCAACCUUGAUGGCAGAUCAGAAGCAGCAGUCGAACGUGCAAAGGCGUCUGGGAUGGUUCAUGCCUCGUACUCUGAAAUCAUCGCCAAGUGCACAAUCAUAUACAGCGUUGUUCCACCAAAGGAAGCGAGACACGUCGCAGAGCAGAUAGUCAGUGCGUACAAAGAGUUGGCGGAGGUGGCUUGCAAGGAUAUUAUCUUCACUGACUGUAAUGCGGUCAAUCCGGAUACCAUCAAGGAAAUGGCACAGCUCUUCACUGGAACGAAGAUUAGGUUCCUCGAUGGCGUCAUUAUUGGUUUCCCCCCUUCCGACACCAACAAUCCUGGGAUUUACGUUUCUGCGCAUCCAGAUGAUUUGUCUGUGUUGGAUGUGUUCACGGAGGUUUCGACAAAUUUUGGAUUGUACAUCAUCCCUCUGAAAGGCGAGGGCGCAAGUAUUGGUGAUGCCAGUGCUUUAAAAAUGUCGCAUGCAGCUAUUGUCAAAGGAACUAUUGGAAUAUGUGCGACGUCCAUUCUCGCCGCGCAAGCAAGCUCGCCGACUACCGCACAAGGCCUUUUGCAUGCUCUGAGCAUAUCUCAGCCCGCCUUUCUUGACAUUAUCGUCCGUCUGAUUCCCCAGAUAAUGCCCAAGGCAUAUCGGAUGGUGUUCGAGAUGGAGGAGGUUUCGGAUUUUGUAGGCGGUAUUGGCUACGUAAAUACGACAGUAAGACAGUAUGAAUUGGCCAUCUUUGCUAGGACAGCUCGGGUAAAUAAGUGUAAACUAGUCUACCCCGGUAGCUCGUAA